Echinococcus granulosus is the source of this 627-nucleotide messenger RNA. RefSeq names its product Ankyrin repeat domain-containing protein. NCBI's taxonomy places the organism in Eukaryota, Metazoa, Platyhelminthes, Cestoda, Cyclophyllidea, Taeniidae. The record is from RefSeq and is a predicted model, not a curated record. Gene Ontology annotation, molecular function: protein binding. Bases 1 to 627 code for a protein of 208 amino acids. The transcript is spliced from 3 exons.
AUGAUUCUGGCACCUUUUCGAGCUCUUGACGUAGCGGCUCAUCUUUCCCUUACAACGCCAUUACAUAUCGCCGCAGAAAUGGGCUUUGAAGAUUGUUUACUUGUACUUAUAAGGAAUGGGGCUGGAAUUAACUUCCAGGACUCUAGUGGUGACACUCCCCUUCACAAAGCAGCAAGACAUGGACACAUCAGUUGCAUGAAGAUGCUUCUUGAAGCUGGAGCUUGUACAGAUACCCGCAAUUUCUAUAAGCGAACGGCCUCUGAGGUAGCUGCUAUUAACGGACAUUUUACGUUCGCUUCACUGGUGAAUGAGGCGUCUCGAAUCAAGAAACAAGAAAAUCAUAUUCCUCCAAAUGUUUCCAUAUUGCGCAACAAUAAUGUGUUUGCAUGUAAGCGGUCAAGAGAUAGUCUUGCCUCGGUGGGCGCUCUUGACGGAGACCUUUCUGAUAAACGACUGCGGUUUUCGGAUCCCGUGUUCCAAAUUGCCGCGGACAUGGUGGGACAAGGCGGACAUAAGCUCUGGCAAAACGACAUUCAAUCAAGCAUCUUCGAGCACGCCACCCAGCUGCGCAUGACCGACGCCUACGAGGAGUUGUACAACUCGCGCUUCGCCAACUCACUGAACUAG